This is a messenger RNA of Moesziomyces antarcticus, 4536 nucleotides long. RefSeq names its product exodeoxyribonuclease V. Gene Ontology annotation, cellular component: nuclear envelope; membrane; intracellular membrane-bounded organelle. The record is from RefSeq and is a predicted model, not a curated record. Gene Ontology annotation, molecular function: phosphatase activity; protein binding; sterol binding. The coding region runs from base 1 to 4536 and encodes 1511 amino acids. Gene Ontology annotation, biological process: exocytosis; piecemeal microautophagy of the nucleus; maintenance of cell polarity. The transcript has 4 exons. Lineage: Eukaryota; Fungi; Basidiomycota; Ustilaginomycetes; Ustilaginales; Ustilaginaceae.
AUGUCCGCUCCGCGGCCCUCCACCAACACCAUCAACGGAGGCACACCCGCCGGCGAUGAGGUCGCCGAAGCCGUAUACAGCUUCAAGCUGCUCGAGGCGCUAAGGAAGGGCGACCAGCAGGCACUCAUCCCGCUCCUCCAGCCCACCCAUGCCAGCCAGAACCAUCUCGCAAAGGAGAGCACAUCCCCGCUCCACCUCGCCGUCCGCUGUGCCGACUUCAACAUCAUCUCGUUCCUCUUAAACUACAAGACCAUCGACAUCAACGCAACCGAAUCACAGCACGGCAACACCGCACUCCACAUCGCCGCCGCUUCCGGUCGCGACGAUGUUGUCCAGCUUCUCCUCGAACAGCACGACAUUGACGACUCCAAGCGCAACAACGACAACAGGGACGCCCUCGAGGUCUCCAAAACCCCCGAAAUCGCUCAGCUCAUCCAGGUCAGCCGUGCACAGCUCAACGUCAAGUACGUCGAUCUCCUCACCGCCUACGAGCAGGACACCCAGGCAGCAGAGCAAGCAAUCCACGCCCUCCUCGACCUCCCGCGCUACUCGGUCAUCGACCUCAACGCACACGGCGCCAACGGCUCCACCCUCCUUCACGAGGCAGUCCGCCGCAAAGAUACCCGCAUGAUCGAAACCGCCGUACGCAAGGGCGCAGACGUCUAUGCACGCGACCGUCGUGGCAAGCGCGUCGGCGACGUCACAAAGGACGAAAAGGUCAAGGCGCUCCUUCGCCAGCUCCACAACGCAGACGCCGCUCGCGCCAGCCAGGCAGCACACUCCGGUCAGCCCCCUUCCUUCAAGGGCUACCUCGGCAAGUGGACCAACAUCGCUCACGGCUACAAGACGCGCUGGUUCGUCCUCGAGGACGGCAUCCUCUCCUACUACCACAGCCAGGACGACGAGGGCAAGCAGUCGCGCGGCGCCAUCAACAUGCGCUACGCAAAAAUCCGCGCAGACAACAACGACAAGCACCGCCUCGAAAUCAUCAGCGAGACCGGCAAGGGCGUCUCCAAGCUCUACCUUCGCGGUACCCACCCCGUCGAGCGCGCACGAUGGGUACAGGUCCUCCAGCAGACCAAGGAAUACUUCAGCCUCGAGCGCCAAACCAGCCGCGCAGACAGCUUCUACCGCCAGCGCGCUCCUUCCACCUCUUCACUCCACAACCCCAGCUCCGCCUCAGCACCGCUCGCCAACCCCGCCGGCAUCGUCCGUCCUUCCUCCACUGCACCGCUUGCCAACCCCGCCGGCAUCGUCCGUCCCCCCUCCGCCGCACCCAGCGAAAAGGGCAGCCGCGCUCUGCUCUCCAUCAAGUCGCCCACCACCCAGCCUCCCUCGGGCGCCCCCAGCGAGCGCUCCCUCACGCUCGCCAACCGCAGCCCCAGCAUUCUCAGCCGUCUCUCCAGCGACGGUCGCCUCGACGACGAGAACGAGAACGGCGCCACCGGCGGCGCCAUGCCCUUCGAGUCCGAAUUCCCUCUCACCGCCGAGGCGCUCAAGGCGCAGGCCGAGGCGAGCCAGCGCCUCGUCGAAACACUUCUGGGCGCCGGCGCCGUGGCUGCUCCCGCCGUCUCGUCCGCGCGCAACUCGUCCGACGAGGUCAGCGCCGCCGCCGCCAAGUCGAACCGCUCCAAUCGCUCCUCGAGCACAUCCGUCUCCGGCAACAACGCCGACGCCGUGCGCUCGGCACUCGACGCCGCCGUGCGCAGCAACUUGCAGCUCGUCGAGCGCUACCAGGCCAUGGUCGCCGCUCGCGAGACGUACAUGACCAAGCGCUACGAGCGCGAGCUCCAGAUCAAGCAUCUAUGGGAGGAAAACAUGGCCGUCCUCGCACAGCAGCACGCAGAGAUGGAGGCACAGCUCAAGGAAGCCGCCACAGAAAACGCGCGCAGGCGCAAGGCGCUCCGCGAGGUGCGCGAGACCAUGGGCUCGUCGCCUGGAUCCAUGAUCUCGCCCUCGCUCGGCCCUUCCGCCUCGACAGGUUCCGUGCUGCACAACCCGGAACCUCGCCGCCAGUCGACCAUGCUCAGCAACGUCACCUCCCAGUCCUUCGAGACCGCCCAGACCGAUCCUGCCGGCGGCGACUCGCUGGCAGCGCGUCGGUUGGGCCACGAGGGCGGCGCGCAGCUUCAGCUCGACGACGCGCUCACACCGCCCAUUCAGGCGCAGCGUUCCCAGAUCCUGAGCAUCGCCGACGAAAAGGCGCUCGUGCGCGACUCGAUCGACGACGCCGACGACGAGUUCUUCGACGCCAUCGAGACGGGCAACCUGCCGGGCCUCAAGGUCGAAAAGUCGCUCGAGGAACCAGAGACGGGCCCGGACGAGUGGCCCGAGAAGUUCGACCGCAGCAUGGUGGAGGAUGCGAUUCGCGAGAGCAUGGCGCCGUACACGCAUUUGCGCACCAGCAUGCCCAUCGGCAAGGACGACCGCCCGUCGGUGUCGCUGUGGGCCAUCCUCAAGAACAACAUCGGCAAGGAUCUGACCAAGAUCUCGUUCCCCGUGAGCUUCAACGAGCCGACGUCGAUGCUGCAGCGCAUGGCCGAGGACAUGGAGUUCUCCGAGUGCCUCGAUGCGGCGUCGCUGCAGGAGGACUCGACGAAGCGCAUCGCCUAUGUCGCCGCUUUUGCCAUGAGCAACUACUCGUCGACCAUCGGCCGCAUCGCCAAGCCGUUCAACCCGCUGCUGGGCGAGACGUUCGAGUACAUGCGCCCGGACAAAAAGUACCGCUACUACUCGGAGCAGGUGUCGCACCACCCGCCCAUCUCGGCGUGCUUUGCGCAGUCGCCCACCUGGGAGUACAUGGGCUGCGUCGACGCCAAGUCCAAGUUCCUCGGACGCACGUUUGAGAUCCGUCCCACGGGCGUGGCGCACGUCAACCUCAAGGUGCCCAGGAAGUGGGUGCGCUCGGACAAGGAGCUCAAGCCGGCGCAGGCGCUCGAGGACCACGUGCUGGAGCACUACACCUGGAACAAGGUCACCACCUCGGUGUCGGGCUUCAUCGUAGGCAGUCCGACGAUCGACCACUUUGGCGACAUGGAGGUCACCAACCACGCCACGGGCGACCGGUGCGUGCUGACGUUCAAGCCGCGCGGCUGGCGCGGCAAGGAUGCGUUUGAGAUCCGCGGCAGCGUGUACGAUGCGCAGGGCAAGCUGUGCUGGGACAUUGCGGGCCGCUGGAACUCGCAGCUGGUGGCGCGCAAGGUGGGUGCCGGCUCGGGCGAUCUGAAUCCGGACCAGAGCGUCGAGGCUCCCGAUGGGCAGAUUGCGGUGGCGCAGCCGCUGGCCGAGUAUCUGCUGCUGUGGCGCAACUCGGACAAGCCGCCGACGCCGUUCAACCUGACGCCGUUUGCCAUCACGCUCAACUCGUGCCCGGACGACCUCAGGCCGUGGCUGGCGCCCACCGACUGCAGGCUGCGCCCCGAUCUGAGCGCGUUCGAGAGCGGCAAGUUCGACCAGGCCAACGACCUCAAGCAGAAGCUCGAGAACCACCAACGCGAGACGAGGCGCAAGAGGGAGCAGGGCGAGCUGCCGCCGCACGAGCCGAGAUGGUUCAAGCGCACCACGGACCAGGACACCAAGGAGACGCUGUGGCAGCCAGUACCUGCGCCGCCCAACUCGGGUCCUGGCGGCAAGGAGACCACCUCCUACUGGGCCGAGAGGCACGACGUCGGAUCCAAGAAGAGGGAGGGCCAGCAGGCGGACUGGAACAACGUCUACCACAUCUUUGGCGACUUUGAGAUCGUGUUGGUUAUGACGAGUGUCAACACGGCGCCGGUACCGCUGCCUAGCGUAGGCAAGCAGCUGAUUGUGUUUGAUUUCGACUGGUCGUUGGUCGAUCAGGAUACGGAUCGGUGGGUGCACGAGGUGCUCUGCCCGGAGCUGCGUGCCGAGUUGCAGCGACGCAAGAAGGGCGAGCAGUUUACGGAUCUGUGUGCGGAUCUGUUGCUCAAGCUGCAUGCGCGCGGCGUGACGCCCGACCAGCUGCGCGAUGCUCUGCGUCUGUUGCCCUUCCACCCGGGUGUCAAGCGCGCCAUCUCCACGCUCAAGCAGACCCCCCAGCCCAACACGACGCUCUUCCUGCUGAGCAACAGCAACACCGUCUACAUUAACACCAUCCUCGCCCACCACAACCUCGAAGGCCUCUUCGACGAGAUCGUUACCAACCCUGCACACUUCACGCCCGAAGGUGCACUGAAGCUCGAGCGUCGCAUUGCGCCUUCGGCGGUUCAGCACACUUGCAGCGUCGGGUGUUCGGCCAACAUGUGCAAGGGCGACGAGUUGGAAGCGUUCCUCGAGCGCCAUGGUGGACGCGACGCCUUUGACCGCAUCAUCUACGUCGGUGAUGGCGGAAACGACUACUGCCCCGUCAAGAGGCUGCGCACGAGCGACCUCGCGUUUGUGCGCAAGUUCCGCGGCCUCCAGACGCGCAUUGCGCGCGAAGGCGGCGUCAAGGCGGGCAUCAAGUACUGGAACGGCGCAUGGGAGCUCGAGGGCUAUCUCAACGAAGCACGUGGCGUCCCUGCACUCGACUACUAG